GCGGGGCUGCCGGGGCUGCCGGGGCUGCGGGGGCUGCCGGGCCGCUGAAGAUCCCGGCGCGGAGGGGCCUCCCUGGGCCUCGGCGCAGCGCCCCGCCUGCCCUGUGCAGUAUUUAUUGCUAAAUUAUUGUCCAGGGGGGGCGGCACUGGGCCGGGCCCGGGUAUUUAUUGCUGUACAUAGUGUAUGUUUGUGAUAUAUAAGGUUUUCUUUAUUUUGUAUAUGACCAAUAAACACCUUUUAAAGAGACCGUCAGGUGCCUCCUUUGCGCGCGGCGCGGGCGGGGCCGGAAGGGCGGGGCGCCUGGCGCGCAUGCGCGGGGCGCGGCCUGCCGGGAGGCGGAAGCGGAAGCGGAAGCGCGGGCCUCCGGGAGCGAUGGCAGCCGGGGGUCCCAGCCGCUCGGAGCGCAAGGCGGCGGAGCGGGUCCGGAGGCUGCGGGAGGAGCAGCAGCGGGAGCGCCUCCGCCAGGUGUCGCGCAUCCUGAGGAAGGCGGCGGCCGAGCGCAGCGCCGAGGAGGGCCGGCUCCUGGCGGAGAGCGAGGACCUGGUGACCGAGCUGCAGGGCCGGAGCAGGCGGCGCGAGGGCCUGAAGCGGCGGCAGGAGGAGGUGUGCGACGACCCGGAGGAGCUGCGCAGGAAGGUCCGCGAGCUGGCCGGCGCCGUCCGCAACGCCAAGUACCUGGUGGUCUACACCGGCGCGGGGAUCAGCACGGCAGCCUCCAUCCCAGAUUACCGGGGCCCCAAUGGUGUGUGGACGCUGCUCCAGAAAGGGAGGAGCAUCAGUGCCGCUGACCUGAGUGAGGCUGAGCCGACCCUCACCCACAUGAGCAUCGCCCGCUUACAUGAGCAAAAGCUGGUGCAGCAUGUGGUGUCUCAGAACUGCGAUGGGCUCCACCUGCGGAGCGGGCUGCCUCGGACGGCCAUCUCGGAGCUCCACGGGAACAUGUACAUUGAGGUGAGCAGCCCCUCUGGGAUUUCGGGGGCCGGUGCAGGCCGGCGGCUCCUGCCCACGGCGCCCUCUCCUUCUCAGGUCUGUACAGCCUGCACACCCAACAGGGAGUACGUGAGGGUGUUUGAUGUCACUGAGCGCACCGCCCUUCACCGGCACCAGACAGGCCGGGCCUGCCACAAGUGUGGGGGCCAGCUCCGGGACACCAUUGUGCACUUUGGGGAGAGGGGGACGCUGGGGCAGCCUCUGAACUGGGAGGCAGCCACUCAAGCUGCCAGCAAAGCAGACACAAUCCUAUGUUUAGGUUCCAGCUUAAAGGUUCUGAAGAAAUACCCUCGCCUCUGGUGCAUGACCAAGCCCCCCAGCCGGAGGCCCAAGCUCUACAUUGUGAACUUGCAGUGGACCCCGAAGGAUGACUGGGCUGCCCUGAAGCUACAUGGGAAAUGUGAUGACGUCAUGCAGCUCCUCAUGGAUGAGCUGGGCCUGGAGAUCCCCCCCUAUAGCAGGUGGCAGGACCCCAUCUUCGCCCUGGCCACUCCCCUGCGUGCGGGUGAAGAAGGUAGCCACAGUCGGAAGUCGCUGUGCAGAAGCCGAGAGGACCCUCCGCCUGGGGACCGGGGUGCGGCCCUGAGCUCGGCCCCGGUGCUAGGUGGCUGGUUUGGCAGGGGCUGCGCCAAACGCACAAAGCGGAGGAAGAUCACGUAACCUGGGGCUGUGGACAGGAACACUUGGCACUUUGCGGGCGGCAGAAGUCUUCCUCAGGGGCCGGCCCCGGGGUGACGACGCGCUUAGCCCUGGAUCCCAGCGGGAGCCCCCUGCACUGCUGUGGCCGCCUCCGGCCUGGGCCUCCGGAGGACUGGGCCUCCGGAGGACGCCUCACCCGUCCUUGGCGGCGGCCAUGCCUUCCUGCGAGGACAGAACUCGGGUUAUUUCGCGGCCGGCCGGGGGGAGCACGCGGCUGCCUUACCUGGUCCGCCGGGCUAGUCUCAGGGGCCUCAACCCUUUCUACUGCUUCUUACUAAAACGUGGUAACUUUA
This is a messenger RNA of Nyctereutes procyonoides (raccoon dog), 1982 nucleotides long. RefSeq names its product sirtuin 7 (gene SIRT7). The record is from RefSeq and is a predicted model, not a curated record. Bases 184 to 1650 code for a protein of 488 amino acids. Gene Ontology annotation, molecular function: NAD+ binding. Lineage: Eukaryota; Metazoa; Chordata; Mammalia; Carnivora; Canidae. The transcript is spliced from 9 exons.